AUGUGCAAUUUUAUAAUAUUUACUACUGUAUUUUUGGUGGCUCAGGUUGAAAUGGCGGCUGUUACAACUAGCAGACAGGUAAUUUCGAAAAUGAAUUUUGGCAAAAAAAUGAUGAUGUUUUUAAGGUUAUUGAUCCAACAAUCCAGCAAUAUGAGACAACUCUGAAUGACGAAGAUUUUGAAAGUGAUCUUCAUACACGAUAUGAUCUUCAUCAUAUGGGUAAGAUUUUUUGUUCGAUUUUGCAAGAAAAUUUUCAGAAAAAUCCCGAAACAUUUCCUGCAGGAAUCCAAAAUUUUUUGAAACUGACAACUCUUUCGUAUCCCCCAUUUUCCAGGAAUCAAAGUGAAAGACGACCCGACGAUCGGAAAUUACAGCGAGGGAGAUAUUUAUCUAGAAAAUGUCAAAAAAUUCGUAGAUGACAACAAUAAAUUGGGCCGAAAUGCGAUUCGACAAGCGUAUCGAAGAUGGCCAAAUGGCGAGAUUCCUUAUACACUUUCAUCGCAAUAUGGAGCUUAUGCGAGAAGUGUUAUUGCAAAUGCAAUGAAUGUGAGUGAAGAUUUUAUGGGAAAAAAAAGUUCUUUAAAAAAAGUGGAAUAUUUCAGGAGUAUCACAAGAAAACUUGCGUGAAAUUCGUUGCUCGCGACGCUUCAAAACAUCAUGAUUAUCUUUGGAUUCAUCCAGAUGAUGGAUGUUAUAGUUUAGUUGGAAAGUGAGUUUCGAUUUUGAAAAUUACUUCGAUAGAAUUGCAGAAAAAUGUGCGACUAGAGACUUUUUAGAAUUCAAAUUCUAAAGCUCAAUUAAUCAAUCAUAAAUUUUCUAGAACUGGUGGAAAACAGCCAGUGUCCCUGGAUUCCGGAUGUAUUCAAGUUGGAACCAUCGUUCAUGAGCUGAUGCACGCUGUUGGAUUUUUCCACGAGCAAAGCAGGUUUGAAUUUUGUGAAAUUUUUGAAUUCGGAACAAAUCAGAAUUUUGCGAACAAGACAUCUUCACUUUUCUGAAUCAAUCCACAGAUCAUAAUUUUGUCAAAAACUUUAUCUCGAAAUUCCAGACAAGACCGCGAUGCUUACAUCGAUGUCGUUUGGCAAAAUGUGAUGAAUGGAGCUGACGAUCAAUUCGAGAAAUACAACUUGAACGUGAUUUCACAUCUCGACGAACCCUAUGACUAUUCCUCAAUUAUGCAUUAUGGCCCAUACGCGUUCAGUGGUUCCGGCAAAAAGACAUUAGUCCCUAAGAAGGUAUCCUUAUUUUUUUGUUUCAAAAUCUAACUCAUGUAAGCCUACUUGAUUAUAGAGUGGCUCGGAGAGAAUGGGGCAACGUGUGAAAUUUUCGGAUAUUGAUGUGAGAAAAAUCAAUAAAUUAUACAAUUGUGAUGCUUCUUCCAACAACAACAAUAACAAUCAAAUCAAUACAAAUUCAAUUGUGAAUCAUCCUGUUCAGGUAAAAUAGAUAGAUAGAUAUUAAUAUGUUUUAUAUGUGUUUUUCCAAUUUGUUCAGUCACGUUUUGCUGGAUUGCCUUCUUCUGCUAACCAACGUGUUGUUUCUACUAACACUCAACAACGAAGGAUUAUUCGUAUUUUUGGUUGA
Messenger RNA from Caenorhabditis angaria, 1584 nucleotides. Lineage: Eukaryota; Metazoa; Nematoda; Chromadorea; Rhabditida; Rhabditidae. The record is from the annotation of a GenBank genome assembly.